UUUCUAGAUAUGUGGGCUUCACCGUACAGAAAACCGGGUCCAUCUAAUAAUAUUGCUGGGAUCUUUUACUGCUAACCAGUGUCUCCCCUGGUGUAAGCAUGGCUUUGAGCUUUCCAGCCAUUACCAAACUUAGGGCAACAAACCCCAAACCCUCUUUUCGCAAAGACUCAUCUCUUCAUUCUUCUCCAAGUUGGUUCUCUAAUAAAUGUCCAAAGACCCAUCUAAAGCAUUCUAAAAUGGCAUGCUCUCAACCAAAGAUUAGAGCCCAAAGUUCUCCUGAUUAUGUACCCGAGGCGAAAUUCUACAAAAUCGAAGCAAUUUUAAGGCCAUGGCGGGUUCCUCUUGUUUCAUCGGCGCUUAUUCAAAUGGGCAUUCGUGGUGUGACUAUUUCUGAUGUUCGUGGAUUUGGGGCGCAAGGUGGAUCUACAGAAAGGCAGGCCGGAUCUGAAUUUUCUGAAGACAAAUUUGUGACCAAAGUAAAAAUGGAAAUUGUGGUGAGCAAGGAUCAGGUUGAAGCAGUUAUUGAAAAGAUUAUUGAUGAAGCAAGAACUGGAGAAAUAGGAGAUGGCAAGAUCUUUUUGAUUCCAGUUGCCGAAGUGAUAAGAGUUCGAACAGGUGAACGCGGGGAGAAGGCGGAUAGAAUGAUGGGAGGGCGCUCGGAUUUGAUUUCAUCUGCUGCUUCUGCUUGAUCUGCUGGCAAUUUGCGAUUAAGUGUAGGAUUACAAUGCCAUUUUAUCAUAUGAACUUCUCUGUUAUCUCUAUCCAGUAAUAUUUUUUUCACUUAUGGUGCUUUGACACAGCUGUGUUUUCAGAUGCUUUUGAGAGAGUGAGAGAGAGAGAGAGAGAGGAUUACGGUUGCUGCUAUAUCUAUUGCUAGAAAUAAAUAGUGAUAGUGGUGCUUUUGUCA
Molecule: messenger RNA, 907 nt
Organism: Amborella trichopoda
Lineage: Eukaryota; Viridiplantae; Streptophyta; Magnoliopsida; Amborellales; Amborellaceae
Gene: GLB1
Product: nitrogen regulatory P-II-like protein
Biological process (GO): regulation of nitrogen utilization
Cellular component (GO): chloroplast thylakoid; cytosol
Molecular function (GO): enzyme regulator activity; ATP binding
Source: RefSeq, a predicted model, not a curated record